Emericellopsis atlantica is the source of this 1175-nucleotide messenger RNA. Its product is annotated as FAR-17a/AIG1-like protein. Bases 328 to 1035 code for a protein of 235 amino acids. The record is from RefSeq and is a predicted model, not a curated record. Lineage: Eukaryota; Fungi; Ascomycota; Sordariomycetes; Hypocreales; Bionectriaceae. The transcript has 2 exons. Gene Ontology annotation, cellular component: membrane; endomembrane system.
CCAGCCACAUCUCUCCGCUGUUGUGUGGCGCAAGCUCACCCUCAACUGUGGCGGGCCCUGAGUUCCUGAAUUCUGGUGGUGGUUGACGGGCCAUUUCAGCACUCCGGCUCCGGCUUCAAGACCAUGACGUUGCAUCCGCCUCGACUCCAUGGCGCAAUUGGCCAAUGAUAGCCUCAUGUUCGCUCGAAAUGGGACCCAGAAUAUGUACGGAGUAUCCAGCCUUGCAAUGUGAUCAUAGAUUGAGGACAGCAAGCUUCUUCUCUCUACUUUUCCCUUCAUUGCGGUCUGUGUACGCGUCUAUCUGUGAACUUCCGCUCAGUGCACGCCAUGGUCCAACAGCAUCCUCUCCAGAAACUGAGGUCGCCCUCACGGACCUUCUCCUUAUUGCUCCAUGCCUUGGGUGUUGCGUCUUUCAGUUACAACUUCCACUUCCUGACGGUCUGGGAGACACCGUUCGACCUGGCGUACGGAUGGCACUUUCAAUUCCUCACCAUCCUGGGUCUCUCGGCUGCCCUGCUGUCUUUCAGCUUUGGCAUCCUAGCCGACCUGACCCUGGCGCCCGUGUUCUUCAAAGCGAAGAACAUCAUCUCCAUUGUCGCUACCCCACUUGAAGUGGUCAUCUCGAUACUCUACUGGGGACUCCACCUCAUCAACCCAGAGCUUCUCUUCGUGGACAAUAUGCGCCUGCCAGUGCUCACAGACAUGGGAUUUCACCUUGCCCCUUCGGUGUUCUUGACGUUGGACCUGGUGCUGUUGAGUCCGCCCUGGACGAUCCCUGCCUAUGGCAUCAUGGCGAUGAGCACUGGCUUGGCUCUUAGUUACUGGUACUGGAUCGAGCUAUGCUUCAGUCACAAUGGAUGGUACCCGUAUCCCAUUUUCGGGUUGCUCAACACCAUGCAGAGGGCGCUUCUCUUCACGUUCGCGGCCUUCUUGUCGACAGUCUCCAGCAUGAUGCUCAAGUGGGUGUAUGGCAAGGUCAAUGGAUACGAAGGAGCUCGCGUGGAAGCACACAAGCCGCUGAAAAAGGUGCAGUGAAUUUUUAGAAGCCUUCAGCGAAAGGGGCGGCGAGUCUCGAGCUGAGGAACAACAGGGGUAUGAAACUGCGGACAUUGAGCCAGAAUAGAGAGAAAUCAUAGAAGUAAACUUAGAAAAAUAAGAAUACAUUGCAUCCAAAA